This is a messenger RNA of Patiria miniata (bat star), 8325 nucleotides long. Its product is annotated as alpha-tubulin N-acetyltransferase-like. Bases 139 to 1575 code for a protein of 478 amino acids. The record is from RefSeq and is a predicted model, not a curated record. Gene Ontology annotation, molecular function: tubulin N-acetyltransferase activity. Lineage: Eukaryota; Metazoa; Echinodermata; Asteroidea; Valvatida; Asterinidae. The transcript is spliced from 10 exons. Gene Ontology annotation, biological process: alpha-tubulin acetylation. Gene Ontology annotation, cellular component: microtubule.
CUCAGAUUUACAGUCUAGAAACGAUGAGGUCUAGAGUAGAUGAUGAACGUUAACUGGUGUAAUCGAACAUGUCGAAAGAGUCACGAAAAUGAAUGGGUUUGUCAGAUGUUGAUGUCAAGUAAUUUAGGAUAAAAAAGGAUGGAGUUCAAAUUCAACAUCAACCAUUUGUUUGGAGAGACCGUGACCGUGGUUGAUAGUCGCUUGGAGCCAUGUAGAUCAACAGGAGAGAAUCUCAGACUGAAUAUGGAAAAAGUCAUCAAUGAAAUGGGACAGGCCUCAGCAAAAGCCCAAGGAUUGCAUGGGCCCAUUACUUCAGCACACAAACUUGGCUACUCCAAUCAUCAUCUGUAUGUUAUGAAAGAUGCUUCUGCCAAUGGAGGUUUGGGUGCUGCGGUUGGAAUUCUGAAAGUUGGACGCAAGAAGCUGUUUGUGUUGGAUGCCCAUGGCAACCAGAUUGAGAUGGAGCCACUGUGUGUUCUAGACUUCUAUGUCCACGAGUCUUGUCAGAGGAGGGGGUGUGGCAAACGGCUCUUCCAGGCAAUGCUGGGGAACGAGGGCAUCCAGGCUCAGCACCUACCCAUCGACAGACCCUCCCACAAAUUUACUUCCUUCCUGACCAAGCAUUAUAAUCUGCGGGCAACAAUCCACCAGGUCAACAAUUUUGUCAUCUUUGAUGGUUUCUUCAGAGGACAACCAGAGGAGAGCUUCGUCAGAAAACGAUCGGGGAUUGCUGGAAACCGGAAACCACCGCUGGCGCCUAAUAAAAGAGAGAUCCCUCACUCAGGUUAUCGCAAUGCCUCCAAUGCUGCCUUAUGGUCCCACCAUCACCACACCACCACCAACGCCUCCACCAGACGUAACUCCCUAGACAAUCCCACUACAGCCCAGGCUGAGCUGACCAAGGACGCGCUGCCAAGUAUCGGUCGGUCUGGCUCGGCUGGUUCCAUCAGCUCCCAGAGAUCCGGUGGCAGUCCUCACACGCCGGGCACUUCAGAAACAAAAGAUCCGCUUUUGACAGGAAACGGUGCCCAAGCGAACAACUACAGCAGACACAAACUUCUGACAGGAACACCCCCAUCUCCAAGUGGAACUGCCUUGAGGCCAAGGAAUUCUCCUGUGGCAGCAAAUGUGUCACUUGUGCCCAAUGGAUCGCCAGUACAUGGGGGGCGUGUCCCAAUCAGGGAUGCCACGCCCCCUUUCGGACGACCUGAUGCCAUUGGUUUAAAUAGCCACCUGACAACCCAGACGCGGGACGGUCAUCUGAAAUUGUCUCCAAUUGCAACUUCCACUGUCCCUGGUGGAACUCUCAAGCAAAGUCCUGUUCUUCCCGGCAUUGGUGCCGCCACCUCCCAGCAAGCCGUGACUGGAUCCCCUUCCAACCCCAACGGCUACGGCUACAACUCUAGCUCCGCCCCUAGCAGCGGCCUGACCAGCGAGGGCAACUAUUGUGUGACUCCGCCUACUAAAACCAUGCACUCCUCAUGGAACGUCAUGGGUAUCCCACCCAGCUACCAACAGCAGCACGGAAUGGCCCACAGGACACCCCGUGGUGGGGGGUCCAACCGACCCUGGUGACAUCUGCCAAUCAGUUGGAAUCAACCAAUUAGAUCACAACAUUUGGUCAGGUGACCACAGUAGCUCAGUCUAACUUAAAUCUUAAUGACUGAGAGAAAUGCACACAAAGCAAAGGUGGGCGGGGCUUGUGGUCCAUUUCAUAGAUCUGCUCAGCAUAGAAAUGUGCUAAGCACAAAAACUAUUUGCUGAGGAAAUACAGCUUAUCAUGUGUUUAGCAAAUGGGUUUAUCAUGUCAUGUAUUCUUGUGACUGGGUGUCAUUAAUUUGCUAAGCGAUGAUCAUCGCUAUGAAAUAAGGUCGAUGCCAAAACUCUGUUGUACAAAAAAUGUUCAUAGAUUGAACAUGUAUGCCAAAAGCCAAACUUGUUUCCACUACCAGAAAACCUCCAGAUAAACUGCUUGCAGGAAGGAUGCAGCAUGAAAAUCAUUUCUCAAAAAAAUUCACUGCAAGCGAGCUCCACGUCAAUAUUCAGAAAAUGGCAUGAGUAAAUGUACUUAAAGAUUUGAUGAAUACUUUAUUUUCUUCAAUGUCACAAUUGAUGACGACCGACUUUUGAGACGUUCCCUAACUGUUGGAAUGCACAAGGAGUACAGUGUUUAUAAAAUUAGUUAGUGAAGGGCAAAACCUCAUUUUAAAGGUCUUCAUACUUAAGCAACAAAAGCUAUGCAUUGGCCGAUAAAACAUGCUAGUCACUGGUGCUGAAAUGUUAUACAAUGUAAUGCGUAAUUGCCAGUCCAAGUCCCACUAAGAGUUACAUAAUGGACAUUAUUGUCUUACGUGAAUAUGUAUGUACAAUGUACAUGCAAGGGGAGAUUUAAACACUGCACUAAUGCACUACACUUUUCACAGCAAACCAAGCUAUGCAUUGUUUAUGUGUUUGACUGUCAUAAAAGUGCAUUUUUCCCAAAUUUCUGAAACUUUACGUUCCACAGCAGUAAAUUAUGCGUGCUUCUUAGAGUCUGAACUUUCUUGUAUGUGUUCAGAAACUAGCUGGCCUCUUUAUUCCAGAAUUUUAUUUCCAACAAUUCAGUUGUCUUGAACAGUGUGAAGUUGUAGUUGAAGCAAGAUGUCUUUUUUAGGCAUGUGGCUGACUUGCAGUGUUUUGGGGAAAUAAAAUGUUUUGUGAUUGUGGUCGUUAGCCUGUUCCUCUGUCUGUCUUUGUGUUUCUCUAGAAAUUGUUGCAGUACCAGUAUAUUCCUCUGUUUGUUUAUGUGAACCAUGUACAUGGGCUGAGUCAUUUUUUUUUACCUCUAAGUCUUUGGUAUGAUGGUGUAAAAAUCGUUAUGAACACUUCAUGCCUUGAAAUACAUACAAUGUGUUCCACACUUCUGCCAGGAACAUACAUUCUAGCUCAGGAAAUCACAAAGGUCAGGACUGGUGCACACUGUGCCUUGCAAUGUCGAGAUGAAAUCUAAACUUUGUUGCCUCAUAAUACUUCUUAAAUAAAUCAGGAGUCAAACUAAACUCCGUAAUCUUCAUUUUAUGUUUUCAAAAUCCACCUGUCCACUCUUCAUGACGUUCAUGCAUUCUAGAGUAAAAUAUCUAUUUCAUGGAACCUACAUUUUGUACAUGUACAUUUAAGAAGUCACCUAGAAUUGUUCUGGUUCACAAGCACUGUGUAUUUGCCGACCUACACAAAUGUAAGUGGAUCUCUAACUUGAAUUACCACGUAAAUGACAAUCGGUCUGUAAUAAUUGGAUUUCUGGAAUAAUUUUAAUUAUUGUGCUCAGGAUAUUAAAUCAGUUUAAUAUUCUUAGCACCAAGAACACAUAUUUGAACACAUUUGGGAGUGUCAUCUUUCUGAAACCAAAUCUAAAUUGGACAUUUUAAAAUCUUUACAGUGUGUAUGUGUGUGUGACAGAUAAUAUACAAAGAACAAAGAUGUAAAAGAAUACAAAGACAUUUUUGAUAGUUUAUGACUGUGAUAAUAUGUUAAUAGAAACACUUAAUUGAGACAAUAUAUUAAUAGUAGGAAUUGAUAGGACUAGAUAGAUAGUGCUGAGACAUGUGCCGUCCGAAAGUAAUUGUUUGGUCAAUUUGGCAAAGUAAGAAAGGAAAGAAUGUAGUAUUCUCAUGCCACUUCAAUGGUUGUGUAUGAAGUCUGUGGGGAAUCAUUAAAAUAUUCUCAUUAUUUGGACAUUUGGAAAUCUGUUUUUUAGUCCAAAAUGCUUGGUUUUUUAAUUUAAUAUUUGCAACAACUGACCAUUGUUGAGGUUCAUGUAAAAAGUGGCGUCAGGAUACAGCACUCUAUCCACAAGAAAAUAAGAGGUAACUUCUGUGCAAUAUUUUUAACAAUUAUAACUGCAUUAAUUGUAUAUAAGGUUUUUUUAUGUCAAAGUGUGAAAAACAUUUCAAAGUUUAUUUAAUUAUUGUAAACAUCACACCUGUGUUCCAUAGCAGCCAUCUUUGAUUUUUUUUCCCCUGCAACAAUUGGUACACGGCAAUUUCUUCAUCCCUCCUGGUUCACAAUCUCGGCUUUUCCUGCAGCGCCAAUUUGAAGCCACAAAUGAUUGAACAAAUUUGUCAAAGCUCGGGCAAAAAAGUAACACUUAAACCAAAGCCAACAACAUUCAGCUUUGAGGGUCGAAAAUCCUGAUCUAAGCAUCAUAAGUAUCCUAUUAGUUACUGUGCUGAAGAGCAAUGUGAGUUUUGCAAAGGCAGAGAGACUGGUACUUUCCAUUUCAAAUAAGAAAUCACAUGAAGACAUCCUAUUGGUGUUGGGGAAUCAGACACAGAAUAUUCUUAGUAAAUUGAAGGGCACUUAUGCAGGGUACCAAUCAAAGGCUGUUGGUAUGUGUGUCCUGCUAUACAACUUUUUGGCUGGUAACCUGUUGAAGCUAGAAAAAAAAUGUGUGGUCUGCAUUUUGCUGGAAAUGGUAACAGUUGGUACAAAAUGUACAUGUACAUUCUACUGUGGUAUUUGAAGAGGCUGUUUGGAAUGGAAGGGUUAAUUGACAUCAGAAAUGUUUUGUAGGGAUCAUUGAAUUCCCACCGAAGAAUAUUCAAUUGGUCGUAUUUAAAGGUUUCAGAAAGCAAACUUUAUUUUUACAGUCAAGGGGAAGACCCAAAAAUCAGAAUGGAGUGGAAUUGUUAUGAAAGGGUGUAGUUUAAUAUCAAGCGACCAAAUGUGGUCUCAGAAAAUGAUGAUGUAGCUUAGAGAUAGAAACUAACAAAUAACAUUUAAAGAAUGAAUUGAGAACAUUAAAUCAGGAUCUUCUCUGGGUACUUUGCAUUUAUUAAACCGAGUUUCUUAUUUCACUUGUGCUUUGUGAUACAUCUCAUAUUAGUAACGUCUGAUAAACAAUGUAAUUGUGUUACUGUUUAUUUUUCAAUGCCACUUCAGAAGUACUACAUGUAGUUUGUUUAACAGACUUAAAGUACUGGAACUUUUUUUCAGUCCUAUACCUAGGAUAUUCUGGGUAACAUUUCCCACAACCUGAAGGCCAAGAAAGUGUGUGACUGGAGGGUAAACGGUUAUCAAAUUCUCAAAAUUAUUUAAACUGUAAAAUAGUCUCAGUAACAACGUUCAUCCUCAUCAAAAAUUUGUGUUAAAAAAAUUCUGAUAAGGAGAAAAAUAGUAAAAAAAAUGAUAAUAGAAUUAAAAAAAAAACCUCCUUCAAAAGGCACACAACUAGGUUGCAUUUUAAGGCCAGAACACUUGCCUAAGGAGAAUAAAUGCAGGAUAGAAAUCAGAUAGGAAAAUGCCUAUCAAUGGUACUUCAAAUGGACUAGGUUUUAAACAAGAUCUUAACACCAGAAGAAAAUAAAACGUCAACAUUUGGUGGGUAUCGUUCAACUCUUCUAUAAUAAAAUUUUUUUUAAGAGGUUUUAAGCACCUUUAAACAAUGUCUGGAACUCUAGACUAACUUUAUAGAGCUUUUUUAAACGAUAUUAAUUUUAAAAACAAACUCUGAAACAGAUAAAAAGCAUUUGAAACGUAUACAGACCAGCUGUGCUUGCUUAAAAAGAGCAAAACAUUAAAUAUACAAGUAGACUUGGCCAGUUUCAUGAAACCAUUAAAGCAGAAAUAAAGCAGAUUACAGCAGCUUUAACUCGUUUCCAACACACCUUGCUUACUGUAACUUCUGCUUAGCAUGAUUUCUGAUACACAGCUAUGAAACUGGCCACUUACAUGUAAAAAAACAAUAUAACAUAUUUGGUUUGAGCGUAAGAAUAAUGAGAAAAUUAACAAUACUGUACAGCGAUAUUUUUUUUUUCUUCAAAUUCAACUUAAAACAUUUAUAAAUCAACCACAAUGUAUGUGAAUAUUCAUAACCAAUCAACCAAUAAUUUUUGGUUCCAUGUAAUGAAUAUUCAGAUCUUCAAAACAUUGCCUAAAAUCCAAACAAUGUACAAUUUCACUUCAAAAAUUAACAGUAACAUCCUAACACUUGGCUUAAAGAAGAAAAAAAAUCACGUCUCAAUAUAUAUAAACAUUUAAAAUGCAAAAUUUUUAAGCCAGAGAAACAAUUUACACAAUGUAAUUUCAUGAGAUCACAAGCAUAUAAAAUUACUACAUGGAUCACAAUACAAUGUAUUUGUUUUGUAUGAAUCAAAUAACUCAAUUUUUUUUCAUAAUUACUAGUACUGUGAUGGGCUUCUUUUUGGAGAAAUAAGUACAUGUACAUGUACUUCUGAACGAUUCCCAAAUGGUAACAAUAAAAAAAAAUUUAAAAAAAACUUUGGACGUUUGAAAAAUGAGGAAUGGUUUCAACAGUGGACUGGAAGAAAGUCAAUGAAACAACAUGAGACUAGAUCAAGUCUACUGGAAUGCUAAAUGUACAUGUCAUUCCUAUACAGACCUAUAUAUCCUUUAUCUUUGAAAUGUUGUGUACAAUGAAUGCACAAGAUGUCUGUCUACGAGUGGGAAUUCGUGGAACAAAAGAACGCAUCUCAAAGGCGGUUUCAAUGCAAAAGAUCUGUUACGCAUGUGUCUAGGAUGAACCAUGUACAUGUACACUGCUAAGGAAUGGUUGGCUUUGCUAAUAAAACAAACUUCCAAAUUUGCCAACAGAUUCAAAUCACAUCCAACAGAAUUUCAAAUUAGUGUUGUAAAUGACUAACAAGGCUGAGCUUUAUAAAACAAGCUAAACAUCAUAACUUUUUGAUUUAAAACAUGUGAGCAUCUAGCCAUCACUUCAAAAAUGAGGGGAAAAAACUUGAAAUAGGUCAUUGUUUCCCUUUACAGCAAAGCCUAUACCAACUUUUUUAUAACUCCAAAAUCUUUGAGAAAACUACAUGUACAUGUAGCUUUCUGUUUUACAGUGCUCACAAUGUACAGCAAGUAUCAAUAUUAGAAUUUUUUUAACAAGAAUAUAAAACCAUUUGCUUGCGUACAGAUAUACAGAUAACCCUGUGGUACAAAAUUACGACUGACUGCUGUAAAGUAGUGAGUCUUCACAUAUCUCAGUUAACAUUUUUACAAAUGUGUAAAACACAUCAUAAGUCACCUAUCCACUCACAUAAAAAUGUAGGAAAAAGUUAACAGAGAAAAAAAGCUGUGGAUAAUUUCAAUUAUUUGAUAUGAAUGGAACUUGCUUUAGCUUGGGUAUAAAAGAGACACGAUAUCAUAAAAUAGGAAAAUGUUUAUUUUUUUUUAACGAUUUUCUUCGGUCUCAAAUCAAUAGAACUGUCUCAUUUUUUUUUUAAAAACAGUAUACUUCAAAACGUCCUGUUUUUUUUUGGCAACAAAAAUAUCAACCAUUUAAAUCAAGUUCCGAGGUACACACAACAACUGAUACAAAAUUCUACGAAUUCUUCUUAACAUCGACAAUAAAAUCAGUAUAGAAAAUUCAACUGUUAUUUUAAAUUGCUGAUGAUCAUUUCUUUUCUUUGAAGUCAAAUUUCACGCUGUACAAAUGGUAUUUACAUUAUUAUUUUACACUUCAAUACAAAAACACACACGUUCUCGUAUAACUUUUCAGUUUUUCUGGAAUACUUUGAAAAACCAAGUACUGGAUUUCUUGUUAGUUUUUAGGAGGGUUAAGUUGUCGUCACUUAAAAAAAAGGUUUAUUUUUUCCAAUGUCUACUUGUAAAGUAAAUGUCUAUCACAAGCCAAUGUGGAUGGGAUGCCAGUCCAUCGCAGGUUACUUGCCAGCUAAGGCCGGUACCCACUUAUACUCCUGGGUGGAGAGAGGCAAGUGGAGGUGAAGUGGCUUGCUUCAUAAUUAAUGACACAACAUAUGCAACCCCUGAUACCUCUGUUCACGAGUCACAAACUCCAACCACUAGGUUACACUUUAUGAGCUCCGUGCGCUACCAAAAGAGGGCGCCCUUUUACCUAACAACGACGCCCCAUGGGCGGGACAUUUCACUGGUUGACACGCACCGUUCCUUGUGUGUGACGCACGUACACCAGAGGAUUUGUUCUAUUUACGCGCAGUGGCCGCGCUUUGCGGCAAAUGAAUUGCAGUCAGGCAAGAUGGUGUCAGUCGGUCACCCCCAACUGUACUUCCUUUGCCGGUGAGGGGGUGCUUGUGAACGGAGCGGAUAGAGGACUUCAUCUUUAUCUUCACAAUGCCAAUACCCUGAAUAAUAUCCUCACAGAGUAUUGGCUAUGUGUAUGGACUAUUGAGGGUGCUAUACAACCUCCUUAUUACAGAAUCAUACAGGGACACAUCCUUGUUACUGAAGACCCAAUCUGGUUGUCCAUCAAUUUUUUAAAAAUUUUCAUCCAUACCACACAAGAGUUAUUGGAUUGAGGGUUGCAUAGUACUACUUGUCCCAAAUAAGUACUGUACAGGGUGACCC